Molecule: messenger RNA, 5298 nt
Organism: Orbilia oligospora ATCC 24927
Lineage: Eukaryota; Fungi; Ascomycota; Orbiliomycetes; Orbiliales; Orbiliaceae
Exons: 10
Coding region: 1-5298 (1765 amino acids)
Cellular component (GO): cytoplasm; nucleus
Molecular function (GO): protein binding
Source: RefSeq, a predicted model, not a curated record
AUGGAAACGAAAGGUGAAGUCGAAGACAAAAGCGGGAAUGCAAGCCACGUGCAAGCUCGUACGGCAAUCCAGGCGUCCCCUUGCUGGGCGCGGGGGAAGGAACUGUUUUUCUUAUCUUUAUUGGAAUCCAAGCGACCUCCAUCUAAAGGAGAAAUUGAUGACUUCAUGAAAGACAAUGCCCACUUGGAUGGAACGAUCCAAGAUUGCCAAAAGAUUCAAAAGAAUGCUGACGCAUCGUAUAAGGAAAAGGCAAGCGGGCGGUUGAUUGGAAAGCUUCUAAAUACGUUGUCAAUUAUCAAAGAAGUGGCCGACCCCUUUCUAGAGUUCGCUCCCGAGAGUGUUAGUAUCGCGUGGUUUGCAAUAAGCGCGCUAGUCCAAAUUGGUGCAACUGAUGUUGAGAAUUGCGAACUAAUCUUCGGCGCUUGUAACAACGUUGCCACGAUCCUUCUGACAUGUAGACUAUACGAGAACCGUUACCAAAAUGCCCCGAAGGACGGAACUGGAAACGUUGAAAUUGGAAGCAGAGAAGUUGAACAAAAGAUCAUUGGAGGCAUACCCGAUGUCAUUGCUUCCAUCUUAGACUUUUCCUGGCACGUCCGCCUGUUGUUUAAGAAGAACAAGUUUGUGAGGGCACUGAAGGAGGCGUUCUCACCCAAGAUAAAAGAGAAGAUAGAUGCAAUAGACGCUGGAUAUGCAAAACUUAGGCAGAUCGCCAACGAUGCCUUCCAAGAACGCAUUAUGGAUUCCGUUGAAGAUUUACGGAAAAGCCUCCAACAGGAUAGAGACGAGCUUCGUUCAAUAAUGUUCCCAGCUCUCGGCGAGAUCAGCGAGAAGCUAAAUGAAAUUUCCGAUGUGAAGGCAAACGUUGAAUUGACACGACUUCGCGAAGAAUUUCGUUUGAAACGCACGGAAUACUUGCGACCAACCGAAACUCAUGUGCAACAAUUCAAUGCAACCUUUGACCCGGUCUCGAAGUACGCGGACCACAUGUGCCAAUGGUUGUUCUCAGACAUACACUACAAGCUAUGGGAGCUUCAUGAUGACGAUAUUGAACAAAAAGAGACUCUUCACAGCCAACUACUCGAUAUCCAUUCCGAAACUGACAAAACAGCACAAUUGAAGAUUCCAAAUCUCUUCUAUAUACAGGCGCGGCCCGGUUUUGGCAAGUCAGUCACCAUGGCAUCAGUGAUUCGAAAACUUUCUUUAGAGCCCAAUUGUAUUGUGGCCUAUUUCUUCUUCAAGCAAGGAGAUGAUAAUACUCAAAAGAGUCUACGUGCCCUCAACAGUCUUGCUGCCCAACUAUUCGACGAUAAAAAUGCACGCACGGUAGAAGAGACCCUAAAACUGACUUCAGUUCUGGACCAAAUGAAGAAAAAAGCACAAGUAUCCCCGCGAGAAGGGGAUGACACUCGCUCGGUCGGCUCAGUUGCAUUUACUAUCGACAUGCUGAAAGAAACCAUACGCAGCAUCGGCAACGCAAUCGAACGCAGAAUCUAUAUCGUAGUUGAUGGAAUGGACGAAUGCAUUGAUUAUGAAUGGGAAGACUUAGUACCGUAUCUUAUUGAUCUAUCAAAACUCGAAAACUUCAGGGUUAUCAUAUCAAGCAGAGAGAGUGAAGAACUCGAGAGCCUCUUCAUUGAUGAUGACGAAAGUGAUUCUGACACUAGUAGCACCACAGAGGAUACUGAGAUAACUGAAAAACCGCCACCAGAUUGUAUUUUGGCGCAAAAAGCUACUAUUCUCAAUAUCACUCAGGAGAGGAACUCAACAGACAUGGAAAUAUAUCUUCGAAAAUCACUGGAACGCAUCAUGAACCAUCGAUCACGAUCGACUCGUACUAACACGAAAUCCGAAAAGGAUGCAUCGCGGGUAGCUAAGAUUAUCAAACGCAAAGCAAAUGGGAUGUUUACAUAUGCGGCAAUAGUAAUAGCUAGCUUGGAGCAGCCGUCUCAGCUAACAUUAUUCCAGAAACUGAAGAACCUCCCAGAAGGCAUGGAUGACUUAUACCGACAGCGACUCGAAGAUCUGAACCACGAAGAGCAAAGACUCGUCUUAACGGCGCUGAAGUUCGUCGUCUGGGGUUUCGGAGGCAUUACAACAGUAGAGAUAGCCGAGCAUUUCAAAAGGAUAUACCAUGGCUCCCCGAAAGGAGCAGACGAUAAGCUACUUGAAGAUGACGAGUCUGAGGAUGAAGCAGAAGAAGAAUCUACAACUACCGGGGACAAUGCGAAUACCGAGGAAGGAGGUUUACCUGCUGUGAAUGAAUCGACUGAAGAUGUUGAUGAAAAAUCAGAGGACUACGAUGCUAUGGAUGAUCCCGAAAUUGCGGAAACAGUUUACCAUCUCACUAGAUGUGGCCGAGACUUCUUCAAGUUCAGCAAUAACCAGACAGAUAUUGAUGUUGUUCACAAGACGGUAAGAGACUGGGUCCAAAACGAAGCUGAAAGGAUGUCGAAGUGGUACGAGAAAUCAGACGCAAGUAGACCUCAAGUCACAGUGAACGAGAAGGGAGAGCUCAACGUUACUCUCCCUAUUCCACCUGGUCUUAUCAGUGGAGGUCGGGGUGUCUCCAUUGAGUUACAGAGCGAGCGAGACGCUCAACUCGAUCUCACUACUGAUAUCCUCGGGUCGCUUUGCAACGAGAAAUUUAUUGAGCGGUAUAUGGGUUUUGGUGUUGAUAUUCCUGGUGAAGCUGGAAAGGAGGAGAAAAAGUCCGAGGAAGGACCAGAUGUGUCAACUUCAGUGCCCGUGGCGCCUCUUGCGGAUAAUGCUUUGAAGGAGCCUACUGCAAGCGCCGAAGGCGAGGACCAAUCUACCGAUGGCAAAGAGAACCAACCUUCGGUCGAGAUUAAAGAACCAACACCCAAAGACCUCGAAGGAGAGGAAGAUGGGCCGAAAGGAAAAGAAGAAGAGUUGCGGCCGGGUAUCGAGGCCAAACGUGCAUUUUCUUUUGCGGCAUAUGAGGUAGAAGAAAAAGAGUUCCGAUACGAGUCCGCGUUCCUCAUAGACCAUCUAAAGCGAGUGGAGGAGCUAUGGCCAAAGGAUGAUCGUAAGGGUUCAAAAUGGGAGGCGUUCUGGGAGAAUUUACGAAAAUUCUUCGAAGGAAAAGCUAUUCGUCAUUGGCUAUCUCAAUAUUUCCAGUUCUGGGAGGGUUACUCUCCAGAUCUGGCCUAUGAUCAGGCAUUCAAAUUCGAAGCACUUCACAUCUUUGCGGGAGAGGGGUGCGCGAUGGUAGUUGAGUUCCUUCUGGUUGACUUGAAAGUCGACCCGAAUAUCCUCGAUAGCGAUCAAAGAACUGCUUUCAAUUUCACUUUCGCGGAGACUGCCUGCAUGAAAUUACUUCUUAAGCACGGCCUUAAAAUUGAUCAGAAGUACAGAGGCAAGUCUUAUUGGGAGCUAAUAAUCACAGAUUUGUGGCUGGAUGGCUGGCUUCACGGAAAUAUCCCCCCAAAGCCAGAAAUGGCCGAAAUCUGCAAAAUAUUUAUCGAUAGCGGCGCUGAUAUCAACGAACAAAUGCCAAUUUUGGGGCCAACUGACCAUUCCGAUGCACUUCAUUGCGCUGUUGCAUCCAAAUCUCUAGCACUCUUCGAUGUUUUAAUGGCGCAUCCCGAUGUUAAGGUCAAUUCAAAGGACAGACACGACAUGACGCCUUUGAAUUGGAUGAAUUUCUCCCCGAAUUCCAAUUAUCCCCUUGAAAUUUCGAAAGCAAUGACUCAGAGACUGCUUGAAGCCGGAGCUGACCCCAACAACCAAGAUUCUAACAGUGGAGGGCCAUUGCUUUUCGCAGUUAGCUUGCAGGACAAAGACGUUGUGGAACUCUUGCUGAAGCAUGGUGCAGAUGUGAACGACGAUAAUAAUCAAGGCCUCACUUCGCUUCACUUUGCUGCCUCAGCUGCGAAUAAAGUUGAUAGGGGGCCCGAGACCUCUGAAUCUAUCCUGAGGCUGCUUUUAAGCUACGGGGCAGACGUGGAGAGAGAAGCGAAAGAUGGAGAAACUCCUCUUCACCGUGCAGCAUGGAGUGGCUACGAGAAAUGUUUCAUGAUUUUGUUCCAAGAAUACCAGAAAAAGAAGGGACCUGAUAAAUCGUUCUUACUCAACUCAUACGGCGAGGAAAAUUGGACUUACUUCCGAAAUUCCGCACGGAACAGAAAGGGUGGGAUGAAAAUUAUGAAGUUUCUCAUUCAGGACUGGACACCAGAACAGCUACAAUCAAUGUUAGCGAACUCGAACGCCAAGAAAGAAACUGCUCUCCAUCUUGCUGCCUUCGACGGAAAUCUCGAAAUGGUCAAGUAUCUGCUCGAGCUUGGCGGUGAUGCGACGAUAAAAAGCGAAUUUGGGACUGUUCUCGAUCGAGCCAUCUGGGGUUGGGCUAAAUCGAAGGCGGAAAUGGCAGAAUACUCAGAGAAGACCCUCCAACGUCAAAAAGAUCUCGAAAAUGUUAUUUUUUUCUUGAUUGAAAAGUUCCCCGAGUUAUGCCAAGGAGGAGGUUCUAACCUAAGGUGGGCAAUCAAAAUAUACGACGAAAAGCUUAUAAAUAAGCUUGUAGAAAACGGCGCCGAUAUUGAAUGGGUAGAUGAGGAGGGUUGGACCAUUUACGAGUACGCUUAUGCUGAAAGGCGUCUUGCAGAUAUGCAACAAUUGCCUGGCUUUACGACCUGGAAAGAAAAUCCCAACCGCAGCCUGCGAGAAACUAUGGUGCCAUCACGAAUGGCCAUCAAAGAGACUCCAAAUAUCUUUGUUCUCUCUGAGGAUGGCCUUGAGUUUCAGACGGCUGAAGGAUUUGUGGAUGCGUAUGGUUUCAAUUACGGUAAAGACACAAAGGCGAUCCAGAUAAGAGCGGAUCACCCAACUGGCGCCCACCGCCCAAUCUUCUAUUUCGAAAUAACCAUACAAGAGUUAGAAGGUUCCAACUCUGGUUUCUCUAUCGGAUUUAUGGCUGGCGGAUGCAACAUGAGGGCUCCACCGGGGUCUGGAUCAGCAGAAGGAGAGACAUUUGGUCUUUGGGGCCAUGGACACAUACAGGCGAGCCGAAACGCAAAAUCCGUGUUUCACAACGUAUCGACAUCUGCUUAUAUCACUCGUGUCGGAUUAAUGUCCUACGAUAAGGGGGAUACUAUCGGCUGCGGGUACGCUGUUGAAGAAGGGAAGAUAUUCUACACCCUAAACGGCACGUACUUAGGAACUGCUUUCGAGGACGUGAGAGGUAGAUUGUAUCCUUCAUUCGGCUCUUAUAACAAAUGCAAGGGUAAAGUGAACUUUGGAACUGAGCCCUUCCUUUUCGAAGAUUUGAGGGAAUAA